CUACGUAUCAGAGCGCAUGCGCGUCGCGGGCCAGUAGAGCGAGUGGACAUGCAGCGUGUUGAGGAGGGUUUUGAUCCACACCAUGGUGAUGAGUGAUAUUUUAAUUACAGUUUUAUCAUGAGGCCCAGUUUAUUUUGCGGGAUUAUUCGUUUGAAAUACCCGCACGAAGGUUUGAGACACUGUACUUCCCGGCUUUUUCGGGCUUUUCUUUCGGAUGCCGCUAAGGAGCCUCCAAAACAGUGGAGUUUCACAGUCAGUCCUUUUACUAAAAUUUAUUGCCAGUUAUCCUGUGGUGUGUCUGUAAAGCCCCUGGACAAACACUCACUUCCGGGAGCGGAACAGGUUUGUGUGACUCUCCUCGGGCGCAGCCGUGAUGACGUCACUACCCAGGAAACGCUUCAGGUUCAUUAUGAUGAUCAGAGCAAGAAGUUAGAAGUUUCCAGCAACGAGACCAUCAGCAAUCUGUCUGUAGAGCUCACAGCUCCUAUUAAAAGUGAUCUUCAUAUCGUUGGUCAAGGGAAAGGCAAUGUGAAGAUCCAGAACAUGGAGAGUGAUGUGUGCCAGGUACAGACAGAAAGAGGUCACUGCAUCCUUCAGUCUGUCAAGAGUCACAAAGUGCAGGUACGGUCUUGUGGAGGAAACAUCACUGGUAUGGGCACCAUCAACGGCGAUGUGGAGAUGAUCACUGCAGGACACAGUAGAGUUGAUCUUAAGAAGAUCCAGGGAACAUCCAUGAAUAUUUCCACUGAACAUGGGCCACUAAAUGUGAAAGCCAUUUAUGCUGAGAAGAGUGCUGUAGCAUCCUCCUCGGGAAAAAUCCAUAUUGGGCAUAUACAUGGUGAAGCACUUGUGAACAGUGACACAGGAGAUAUCAUCAUCGACAGUUCUAGUGGUGUCCUAACAGCACACACUAACGCUGGGAACAUCGAUGCAUAUGUGAGCCAAACAGGAACAGCCGAGCUUCAUACACAGCAAGGUGCUGUGAGUGUCCGUGUGCCGUCCACUUUAAAGGCCUGGGUGCAUCUCUGUGGGACGUCUGUGGAAGGCAAUUCAGAGAUUCUUCAGGAGACACAAAUCCAAUCAUCUGAAGGAAAAACGGUGCUCACUGGGCCGCUGAAUGGUGGCACUCGAGAGGACUGCUGGAUCAGUGCCAUUGCUGACAGAGGCACAGUGAGCAUCAAGACCCAGAGCUGGUUUGAGACGCUCAAACUGGGGAGCUGAAUGCAUAUUUGCCUUUAAAUUUGAAGAUGAAUAUUAGUUAGUAGGUACGACUUUGGUUUUAUGUUUACAGUGUAUCUUUAUUGUUUAUAAGAUAAAUAAACAAAGAAUAUAUUCCA
Molecule: messenger RNA, 1337 nt
Organism: Silurus meridionalis
Lineage: Eukaryota; Metazoa; Chordata; Actinopteri; Siluriformes; Siluridae
Gene: fam185a
Product: family with sequence similarity 185 member A
Exons: 8
Coding region: 118-1221 (367 amino acids)
Source: RefSeq, a predicted model, not a curated record